CCCACCCCCGUGAGCCGCGGGGGCCUCUGGGAAGUGUUGUCCGGCGUCUAACGGACCGAGGCUCGUGCUGCCCUCAGUCACAGCCGACGCUGACCUUACAGGAGCCUCCGACUCAGCCCGCAGGGGUUGUGCCACUUGGGCGGCAUUGAGUUGUGGGAUUGGGCCUGUAUCCGCGGGCUCCUUGGUGAGUCCUCGGGAGGCCUCGCGCUCUGAGCCCUGGACCCUUUGUGCUGGUUGGGAGUAGGGGCCUGCGGACCCCGUGCCUGCGUGCUGGAGGAGGAUGCCGUCAGGGCUGUGCAGAUUCUUCAGGUACUAAUUCAUUUAUCCAUCAGCACUCCCUUUAUUGAAUGCUGUCUAUGUGAAAGGAAUAAUUCUAGAUGCUUGGGAUAUAGCACUGAACAAAAGAGAAACUCUCUGCUGUCAUGGUACUUACAUUGUCGUGGACCAGAUAAUAAGCUCUGCCUUUUUAAGCCCUCUCCAUUACCAGACAGAAGAGGAAAUGACUGAGUCCCAGGGGACAGUGACAUUCAGAGAUGUGGCUAUUGACUUCACCCAGGAAGAGUGGCAACAGUUGGAUCUUGCUCAAAGGAACCUGUACCGGAAUGUGAUGCUAGAAAACUACAACAACUUAAUCACAGUGGGCUGUCCAUUCACCAAACCUGAUGUGAUUUUCAAGUUGGAGCAAGAAGAAGAACCUUGGGUGGUGGAGGAAGAAGUGUUAAGGAGACACUGUCCAGGAGAAGUAUGGGGAAUUGAUGAGCGUCAGAAAAUCCAGGACAGACUUUUGACACAAUUUGAAGAUAAAUUCACAAAAACACUGACUGAAGAAAAAGUCAUUGAAUGUCAUAAGAAAUUUGCCAAUGCAUUUCCUCUUAACUUGGACUUUUUUCCUUCCAGUCACAAUCUCUAUGAAUAUGACUUAUUUGGAAAGUGUUUAGAACAUAAUAAUUUUGACUGUCAUAAUAGUGAUAGAAUCUUUAUAAGAAAGGAACAUUCUGAAUAUAAUGAACCUAUGAAAUCAUUUGUCAUUAAUCCAUCCCAUCUUGUAGUAACCCCCUUUAAAUGUAAUCACUGUGGGAAAGGAUUCAGUCAAACUUUGGACCUCAUCAGACACCUCAGAAUUCAUACUGGAGAGAAACCCUAUGAAUGUAAAAACUGUAGAAAAGCCUUCAGCCACAAGGAAAAACUCAUUAAACAUCAUAAAACUCAUAGUAGGGAGCAGUCUUAUGAAUGUAAUGAAUGUGGGAAAGCUUUCAUUAAAAUGUCAAAUCUCAUUAGGCAUCAAAGAAUUCAUACUGGGGAGAAACCCUAUGCAUGUAAGGAAUGUGGGAAAUCCUUCAGCCAGAAAUCCAAUCUCAUUGAUCAUGAAAAAAUUCAUACUGGAGAGAAACCUUAUGAAUGUAAUGAGUGUGGGAAAGCAUUCAGUCAGAAGCAAAGCCUCACUGCACAUCAGAAAGUUCAUACUGGGGAGAAACCUUAUGCAUGUAAUGAAUGUGGUAAAGCCUUCCCUCGAAUUGCAUCCCUUGCUCUUCACAUGAGAAGUCAUACAGGAGAAAAACCUUAUAAAUGUGAUAAAUGUGGAAAAGCUUUCUCUCAAUUUUCCAUGCUUAUUAUACAUGUAAGAAUUCAUACGGGUGAGAAACCCUAUGAAUGUAAUGAAUGUGGAAAAUCCUUCUCUCAAAGUUCAGCCCUUACUGUACAUAUGAGAAGUCAUACUGGUGAAAAACCUUAUGAGUGUAAGGAAUGUAGAAAAGCCUUCAGCCACAAGAAAAACUUCAUUACACACCAGAAGAUUCAUACUAGAGAGAAACCUUAUGAAUGUAAUGAAUGUGGGAAAGCUUUCAUUCAAAUGUCAAAUCUCGUUAGACACCAGAGAAUUCACACUGGAGAAAAACCGUACAUAUGUAAGGAAUGUGGCAAAGCCUUUAGCCAGAAAUCAAAUCUCAUUGCACAUGAAAAAAUUCAUUCUGGAGAGAAACCCUAUGAAUGUAAUGAAUGUGGUAAAGCCUUCAGCCAAAAGCAAAACUUUAUUACACAUCAGAAAGUUCACACUGGAGAGAAACCUUAUGAUUGUAAUGAAUGUGGUAAAGCCUUUUCUCAAAUUGCAUCCCUGACUCUUCAUCUGAGAAGUCACACAGGAGAAAAGCCUUAUGAAUGUGAUAAGUGUGGGAAAGCCUUCUCUCAGUGCUCAUUGCUCAACUUACAUAUGAGGAGUCAUACUGGUGAGAAGCCCUAUGUAUGUAAUGAAUGUGGAAAAGCUUUCUCUCAAAGAACUUCUCUUAUUGUGCACAUGAGAGGCCAUACAGGUGAGAAACCCUAUGAAUGUAAUAAAUGUGGAAAAGCUUUUAGCAGCUGCUCAAAACUUACUGGACAUCAGAGAAUUCAUAAUGGAGACAAACUCUAUGAAUGUAAUGAGUGUAGGAAAGCUUUCCACCACCCCUCAAAUCUCAUUCGACAUCAGAGAAUUCAUACUGGAGAAAGACCCUAUGAAUGUAAGGAAUGUGGAAAGGCUUUUAGUCGUGGCUCACACCUUACUCUACACCAGAGAAUUCAUACUGGAGAGAAACCCUAUGAAUGCAAAGAAUGUAGAAAAGCUUUCAGUUACCACUCAUCCCUCAUUCGGCAUGAAAAAACACAUACUAAAGAAAAACACUAUGAAUGUAAAGAAUGUGGGAAGGCUUUUAGCAACACUUCAAUUCUUAAGGGACAUCAGAGAGUUCACAGUGGAGAAAGACCCUAUGAAUGUGGUGAAUGUGGGAAAUCCUUCCAUCACCACUCAAUCCUUAUUCAACAUCAGAGAAUUCACACUGGAGAAAGACCAUAUGAAUGUAACAAUUGUAAUAAAGCCUUCCGUUACCACUCAAAUCUUAUCGGACAUCAGAAAAUUCAUUUAAGAGCAAAACUCUUUGAAUGUAAGGAAUGUAGACAGUCCUUUAGUCAUAACAGGGAACUCGCACACCAUCAACGAAUUCAUACUGGUGAAAAGCUUUAUGAAUAUAAGGAAUGUGGCAAAUCUUUUGGUCAAGGAUCACAACUUAUUCAUCAUCAGAUAAUUCAUACUGGUGAGAAACCCUAUGAAUGUAAAGAAUGUGGGAAAGCCUUUAUCCGUGGUUCAUCACCCUCUCAACAUCAAAAAAUUCAUACUGGGGAGAAAUCUUACGAAUGUGCUGAAUUUGGAAAGAUCUUCACCCAGAAGUCACAGCUCAGGGUACAUAUGAAAGUUCAUACAGGAGAAAAACUCUAUGUGUGCAUUGACUGUGGGAAAGCUUUUGUAAAGAAGCCAGAAUUCAUUAUACAUCAGAGAACCCAUACUAGAGAGAAGCCCUAUAAGUGCAGUGAAUGUGGAAAAGCUUUUUUCCAAGUAUCUUCUCUCUUAAGGCAUCAAAGAAUUCAUACUGGAGAAAAACUUUAUGAAUGCAGUGAAUGUGGAAAAGGCUUCUCUUACAACUCUGAUCUCAGUAUACACCAGAAAAUUCAUACUGGAGAGAGACACCAUGAAUGCAGUGAUUGUGGCAAAGCAUUUACACAAAAGUCCACGCUCAAGAUGCAUCAGAAGAUUCACACAGGUGAGAGAUCUUAUAUAUGUAUUGAAUGUGGACAGGCCUUCAUACAGAAGACACACUUGAUUGCACACCGAAGAAUCCAUACUGGAGAAAAACCAUAUGAAUGCAAUAACUGUGGGAAGUCCUUCAUUUCUAAGUCACAACUCCAGGUACAUCAACGAAUUCACACAAGAAUGAAACCCUUUAUAUAUACUGAAUAUGGGAAGAUCUUCAACAAUAGUUCCAAUCUCAUUACACAUAAGAAAGUUCAAAUUAGAGAGAAAUCGUCCAUAUGUACUGAAUGUGGUAAGGCCUUUACGUACAGGUCAGAACUGAUUAUACAUCAGAGAAUUCACACUGGGGAAAAACCUUAUGAAUGCAGUGAUUGUGGAAAAGCCUUUACUCAGAAGUCAGCACUCACAGUGCAUCAGAGAAUUCAUACAGGAGAAAAAUCUUACGUAUGCAUGAAAUGUGGACUAGCCUUUAUCCAGAAGGCUCACUUGAUUGCACAUCAAAUAAUUCAUACUGGAGAGAAACCUUAUAAAUGUGGCCACUGUGGGAAAUCCUUUACUUCCAAGUCACAACUCCAUGUACAUAAACGAAUUCACACAGGAGAGAAGCCUUAUAUGUGCGCUAAAUGUGGGAAGGCAUUCACCAACAGGUCAAAUCUCAUUACACAUCAGAAAACUCAUACAGGGGAGAAAUCCUAUAUAUGUCCUAAAUGUGGAAAGGCCUUCACACAAAGGUCAGAUUUGAUUACACACCAGAGAAUUCAUACUGGAGAAAAACCUUAUGAAUGUGGUACCUGUGGAAAAGCCUUUACCCAAAAGUCACACCUCAAUAUACACCAGAAAAUUCAUACCGGAGAAAGACAGUAUGAAUGCCAUGAAUGUGGGAAAGCCUUCAACCAGAAAUCCAUACUUAUUGUGCAUCAGAAAAUUCAUACAGGAGAGAAACCUUAUGUAUGCGGUGAGUGUGGUAGAGCUUUCAUCCGGAAGUCAAACUUCAUUACUCAUCAGAGGAUUCAUACUGGAGAGAAACCUUAUGAAUGCAGUGAUUGUGGGAAAUCCUUCACGUCCAAAUCUCAGCUCCUGGUGCAUCAACCAAUUCACACAGGAGAAAAACCAUAUGUGUGUGCUGUGUGUGGGAAAGCCUUUAGUGGCAGAUCAAAUCUCAGUAAACACCAAAAAACCCAUACAGGAGAAAAGCCCUACAUCUGUUCUGAAUGUGGGAAGACCUUCAGACAGAAGUCAGAGUUGAUUAUACAUCAUAGAAUCCACACUGGAGAGAAGCCUUAUGAAUGCAGUGACUGUGGCAAAUCUUUCACUAAGAAAUCACAACUCCAAGUGCAUCAGCGAAUUCACACAGGAGAAAAGCCUUAUGUCUGUGCUGAGUGUGGGAAGGCUUUCACAGACAGGUCAAAUUUGAAUAAACAUCAGACAACACACACUGGAGACAAACCCUAUAAGUGUGUAGUCUGUGGGAAAGGCUUCGUCCAGAAAUCUGUGCUCAAUGUCCAUCAGAGUAUUCACACUUGAGAAGAACAGUGUGAGAAAAUCUCAGUGAGAUCAGGUCUGAUUGUAUAUCAUUAAAUUUGUGAGCAGAAAAAUAUGCAUAUUAUAAGUAGAAAUACCCCAUCAAAGUGUCUCACAUUAUAGUAAAGAAUAGGGCCCUGAAUGAAGGGGGCCCUUCCCACAUUAACACCACCUUCAUUAAACCUUGAAGUGUUCAUACUAGGAAAAUGGAUAGAAGGCUUCUCAUAAAUAUAUGAUGGGACAUUGUUACCAGAUUCUGCAUAGGAGAGGUUAUAUUAAGUCAUGUUAAUGAUAAUCCUGUUUACUGUGGAAUAGGCAGAUUACCAACGGGUUGAAUGGUACAACAACAUAAUGUAUAUGAUAGUGACAGAUCCUAAGUUCUGUGAGAUGUUUGCUGCAGAACACAUUAUCUAACACCGUUUGGGGUGUUUUCUCAUUCUUCUGCUGAAUCUAACAUGGUUGUGUGUGUCCGGUCCCCCAUUGAGUAUUUCCAUCAAGAAAGAGAUAACUCAGUAAAAAAGUUCUUUAUGUAUGCAGACACAAACCUCCGAGUGUAUGUUGACCCAUUAUCCUCUAGCAUCAUGACUUGUAAUCCCACCCCUUAUCAUCUCUACCACUAAAGUGUAUUUGACCCUCAUUAGUUCCUAGAAUAUUGUCUUCUGACACCCACAUAAUUGCAUUAGUGCUAAAUACUAAUGUCUGCUGACUGCCAUUAUCUCAUUUAGCUCCCAACAUAGUGUUUUGUGAACCUCCACUACCCUCAGGAAAGCUGAAAAGAAUUUUCAGGUCAUUUGGUCAACUUUUCAUCUCCAUCUCCCUUUUGCUGUCAUAGUUCUUCCAGCUUAUUUGUCUGCCUUAAUGCCCUGACAUUUAUAAUAAUAACAAAUUAGAAACUCAUAUUAAAACACACCUCAACAUUUGUUCAAGUCUUCUCUGUGUCCCAUCUUUAUGCCAUGGACUCCACAAGCACCUUCUCCCCAUAUGCCUCAAACACAUCAGUUCAGGUCCUGCCUCAGAGCCUUUGCAUCUACAGCACUCAUAUCUGUGUGGUUAGCUCCUUCAUGUCUUCCAAUGGCACCUCUUCACAGAGGCUUUCCCUGUGCUUUCCUGCCUGGUUUAAAAUUUUGACCCUCUCCCCUCUAUCCUUUAUCCUUCUCCAUAGCACUUAUUGCCACGAUGCCCUGUAUAUUUUACUUGUCUCUGGCUCCUACGUUAUAAUGUUUUUCUGUUUUGUUCACCACUGUGAACCUUGACCCGUGCCUGACAACAACAGACAUUCCAUGAAUGCACACUGUGAAGUGUUGACCCUGCUCAUCACAACUUUCCUUUAAUCUUUUCUGUAUUGCAGCAUACGAUGCUGCAAUGGGGAGAACCAACUUGCCUAAAACACCAGGCUUUUUCAGCUUGUUUUUAUCUGGCCUCUGCCUCCUUUCCCCAAAGCUGAAACAUUAUUAUAAACCUUUUGCCUGAUGCCAGCCAAUUUAAAGAAGGGAAAAGUGAGACAGGAAAUCCCACAUAGAUGCUUAGUGUUCAGGAUUUCCUACCAUGAUUGUGAAAUUCGCAGCUCCAAAUACCCCACCCCAGACCCUCACCUACAGACCCACUCCUCAUGUCCCGACAGGACCACAGCUCUAAUAGUAUGAAGAGGCUGAGAGCAAACAGGGCAGACCUUCCUGGGAAGUUAGGUGUCUGACCCAAGACUGGCAGCAGUGGUCUCUCAAAUAUGCAGGCACAGGGUCUGACUGAACACUCAGCUGUUGGGCAGCCAAAUUGGAAAGAGCAGAAUGGUUCCUCCAGGUCAGUCCACUGGUAACAACUGGGAGUGGCAAGUAAUGGGGUUGUGCAAGGUGCUGUUGCCUUUGUGAACAACAGCACUGUGGUUGAGGAUGGGGACAGAACCUUGUCAGGGGGCAAGGCUGGGAAUACUCCUGAACCCUCUCACCCAAAUUUGGUAGUGCCAUUACUCCACCUUGGAUGGAUGUCUGAUCCAUCACUAACUCCCUUCAUCUCACCCUUUGACAGUAUCUGAUGAUCCACCUUACUCUUAUUCCUAUCUUAGAACAAUGUAUGGUAGGUGAUCCACUGUUAACCCCCUUUAUCUCAUUCAGUACUGUAUCUGGGGCUUCACUAAAUGUCUUGCAACCCACCAUUAUGCCUCAAUUUAUGACAGUGUUUGCUGACCCCCUCAAGAGAGUGUCUGAAGGACACCCCCCUACUUCUUACCCCACUGCAGCACAGUAUUUGUACACCCGUUAUCCCUCUUUCACUCAGUACUACGUUUAUCACCCCUCCUUAAUUCCAGGAAAUAGUCCUGGAGAUGUCAUUACCUCCUCCACAACUAACCUCCAGCAUGAUGUCUGUCACUUCACUUGUGACAAAGCCUAGUAAUCUCCAUAUUCCCCAUUUAUUCCCACUUUUCACGUAAGUAGUAACUGAUGACCACUUCCUACAAUCUUCAGAAUAGGAAACUGUGAUAUACCCCACCUAAUCCAACUAUUAAUAAUAUCUUCUGAUACUUUUACUACACUUCUAGUAGGAUGCUUUGUGAUCCCCCUUCAUUACUUGUCCAUUGCAACAACGGUGACUAAUGAUCUCCCAUUUCCCCAUCUAGCAGUGUUUGUAACUGUCCCCAACCCAGCAUGUGGUGAUGCCCUCAAUACCUUCUCUGAACACUGGUGUCAUUAACCUGCUUCCCUCCACACAAGUAAGGGCAAUGACUGAUAAUGCACCAUAAACUCCACAUUAUCCAUCUGCAUUUUGGAGCCUCCACUAUCCCCCUCUAUAGUACCUACAUUAAUAACCAGCAAAAAGUCUGCUGAUGUCCAUUACCUAUUAAGAGUGUCUGUGAACCUUCCAUUAAACCUUCCAUUAAAUCCUGGUAGUUUGCUUUUCCCCAUUGGUCUCCAUUAACAUAAUGCUAGUUCCCCAUUGCCCAUAUUGCUUCAUGAGGCCCCUGUGUGACUACUGCCAAGUUCUCCAGCAUUGCUUCUCCACAUCCCCACUGUUUACAUGGAUGAGAAACCUGGAAGAGAGAGAAGGGAUGAGGAUGAGGUCCUCGCCUCAUAGGCCCCUCUGGGGAAUUAGUGACCCAGAGUGGGCUGGGGAGGAUCUGAGGGGCCCAGGAGACCACCAGCUGGGAUUCCCAUGAUGCAACCAGAAUAGAGAAAGCUGUGGAUGUGGAUUCAAAUCCUGGUGCCAACACUGAUCUGCUGAGGAUUCUGGGCCAGUCCAGCAAACCUUCCCCCUGAGCCUCAAUUGCCUCACCUGUAAAAUGGAAUUACUGAGAAUGAAGUGACUUAAUCAGGGCUGAAUAAGUGAGCAGGGCUAGUGGUUACCAAUUAGGGUAUCCUGUUGUUGUUAAUAUCAUUACUAUUUAUAAAUGGACACAGCAUCUGACCAACAUCUGCAUGACGGUGCCCAAACCUCACAGAGGGAAACAUGUUAUUUUUUUUGUCAAUUAAUUCAAAUUAUUUCUCUUUUAUAUGUAUUAUGAUAUUAUAGUACUGAGAUAUUUUUAAAGUCAGAUUUAUUGAGGUGUGGAUAAUCACCCUUUUUAGUGUAGAAUCCUGAGAGUUUUGACAAAUGACAAUUAUGUAAUUAACACCACAGUCAAGACAGAACAUUUCCUUCACUCCCCCAGCAUUCCUUCCUAUCCCUUUUUAGGCAGUCUCCCUACUUCCAGCCUCUUGCAGUCACUAAUUUGAUCUGUUUCUGGUCUCUAUAGUUUUGCCUUUUCCACGGUGUUACAGAAAUAUAUGGGUAUCUGUAUGUACAUAUGUAUGUAUCCUUUUGAGUCUGACAUCUUUCAUUUUGUGAUGUAUUUGAGAUUCAUCCACAUGGUUGUAUGAGAUACAGGUGAAAAUAAGCUGAUGAUAAGAUGCUCAACAUCAUUAGGAAAAUGCAAAUUAAGACCGUGAUGCGAUACUACUACACGCUUAGAAUGGCUUAAAAUAAUUUUUUUUUUAAAUAGUACCAAAAGUUGUCAUGGAUGCAGAGCAAUGGACACUUUAAUGCGUUACUGUUGGGAAGGUAAAAUGAUAUAUCCACUCUGGACAAAAAUUUGGCAGGUUCUUAUAAAAUUAACCAUAUACCAUAUACUAUGAACCAGCAGUUCUGCUCCUCGGUAUUUAACCUAGAGAAAUGAAAAAUUAUAUAUGGAUUCAAAUGUUGACAGAAACUAUAUUCACUUGCCAAAAGAUUGGAAACAACCCAAAUGUAGUGGGUGAAUAAUUCAAUAAGUUGUAGGACAUACAAUGAGAUACUACUUACACAUAAGAAGGAAUAAUUUAUUGACACAAGUUACAAUAUGGAUGAAUCUCAAAAAAGUAUGUUUUACCAUGUGAUAAUUUAAAUUAUAUUUGAUAAAAGAUUAUUAGAUAUUAGAUUAUAAAUAUAGGUUUGUAUAAUUUUAUAUGUGCAUAUUACUAUUAUAGUAAUGUAUAUUUACAAUAUAUAGCACAUUAUAUUUAUUGUAUAUUAAAAUGUUUAUUUAUAUAAUAUCUAAUAUGUAUGAUUACUGAAUUAUGUAACUUUUAUAUCAGACUUUCACACUUCAGUUAUUUAUAUUUUUACAUGUUUACAUUUAAUGUUUAUAGUGUAAAGUUAUAACUAUAAUAAAAGGGGCAUACGGUCUGGAGAGCCUGCA
Messenger RNA from Leopardus geoffroyi (Geoffroy's cat), 9722 nucleotides. Its product is annotated as zinc finger protein 569. The record is from RefSeq and is a predicted model, not a curated record. Gene Ontology annotation, biological process: negative regulation of transcription by RNA polymerase II. The transcript is spliced from 8 exons. Bases 500 to 5080 code for a protein of 1526 amino acids. Gene Ontology annotation, molecular function: DNA-binding transcription repressor activity, RNA polymerase II-specific; RNA polymerase II cis-regulatory region sequence-specific DNA binding. NCBI's taxonomy places the organism in Eukaryota, Metazoa, Chordata, Mammalia, Carnivora, Felidae.